Caenorhabditis auriculariae is the source of this 5916-nucleotide messenger RNA. NCBI's taxonomy places the organism in Eukaryota, Metazoa, Nematoda, Chromadorea, Rhabditida, Rhabditidae. The record is from the annotation of a GenBank genome assembly.
AUGUUCCCAACUGCGAACGGAAUGGUAGGUUUAGAGAAAAAAAGUUGAAAAGACGUCAAAAUGUUUCAUUUUUGUACUGUUUUCCGGAUUUUGAGGUCUUUCACUUUAUUGGGAAAAUAAAAAGGCUUGUUAAAAUUUUUCUGAGCUUUAUUUCAAAAUUAAUUAUUGUAAUUCCUUGAAGAAUUAACGAAAGUUUGAAAAGUUGUUGGAGUUAUGAUUUUACUAUUUCUUGAUGAAAGCAUUCCAAUUCCUAUCAAGAAACUUCCCUUCUUGCAUUUUCUCGAUCUUGUCUCACGGAAGUGAUUAAUUGAGGAUUUUUUCAGAUGGAGCCGAUCCUUGUGAGCAACAUCGACAAGGACAAAAUGUACGCCGUCGCUUUGGGCCAACAUCCCUACCGUUCCAUUCUGAUUCAUUCGAAUCGAAUCCCGAGAGUCGGAUUUCCAAUCACCCGCGGGCAGAUUCUGAGUGUCAGGAUUGAUUCGACUCGGAAAGUCGAAGCGAUUUUCGGCCCGUUGGGCUGUUUGGAAGCCAAGGGCGCGUAUUAUCAGGUUCGGAAUUCAUUUUUCGAUAAUUUUCUGGUUCAGGGGCUUUUUUCGAAGAAUAAAUUUCAUUCUUAAAAGAGUGGUCCCUAUAGGGGUCAAAAAAUCCCCUGGGAAUAAUCCGACGUUACCAACAUGUUUGAUUUUCAGCAUGAAAGUAUAACCAUUCGAUUCGUCUCAUUGAGAUACGUACGAAUAUCAUAAAAUUAUUUGGCGCUAGUAAGAAGAAAUAACUUUAUGGUGUGCAAAAACCAGAAAGAAAAUUUCAAAAAUUUCGCUGCAUUUUUCGACGCUGAUUCAAUUCAACUAUCGCUACUACGCCAUGAUAAGAAAUAAGCUUUUAAAAUAGGAAAAAAUUUGAAAAUUAUUCGAAAAAAACAACGCAAAAAAGAAAAAAAAAAGAGAAAUCACAGUAAAAAUAAGCGACCGCGUCGAAGCCCGCGCUUACGCAGUAUGCUCCUUUAAUAUUUUUUUCUUUCUUUUGGGAAAUACAUUUACAGAUUUUUUUGCUACGCGUAUCAAGUUUGCAAACCGUUUAGAGCUACCUGAUAGUGUUUUUCCUGUCCACGUUUUGAAACUAAAUGCUUUUUUAUGUCAAGUAUUUCAUUUAUUUGACGAAUUGUUCACUGUGGCUCAGUUUUUUUCGAAGCGAGCCACAGUCGGCUUCGCGCUAUGCGCGCUCCGCCUCCGUGUGAAGCCUUAAAAACUAAGCCUAUUUUUCUUAAGUAAUUCAUUAAAAGAAAAAAAGCAAAAAAACUUCUAUUCCUCAGAAUAAACACUUGAUUGAAAACUAAUAAAGUUCAUCUUAAAAUUUUUCUAAGUGGUCAGCGCCAAAUAAUUUUAUGAUAUUCGUACGUAUCUCGACGAGACGGAUCGAAUGGUUAUACUUUUAUGCUGAAAAUCAAACAUGUUGGUAACGUCGGUUUAUACCAUCCCCUGUAGCGGGCGAAAAUGUGCUUGCUAAAGGAGUAAAAUUGAAGUGGUCCCUUAAGAAAUCAAGAAUCUCUUGCCCCUUAUAGUCUGUUCAGAUUUUGAAUGUCAAGAGCGAUGACGUCACUCGAAAACGCCCUGUGGAUGGCUCGCUCUCUGAUUGGUUUAUAGUGCCAUUAGGGGCGGAGCUUGAGCGACGACUUGACAUUCAAAAUCUGAACGGACUAUAGCCCCUAAAGUGGACCCUAUAGGGGUCUUCCAAUUUCAUUCAAGAAAUGCUUAUUUAUUCAGUUUUUUUUUCCUGUAAAUGCUUCUUCACUCAGAGUUCAUAACAAUUAUCGAUUAGCAUGUCCCCUCUAGGGACCACUUUGCAAGCUUGAGUGGCCCCUAUAGGGGUCAGUAAAAGGGCCCCUAAGGCUGCCACUAUAGGGACCGCUCUGAAGUUUCAAAUUUAGGCUUUUUUAAGGCUCUAGAGCUUGGAAAUAAAAUGAACUUUGACUCAAAAAAUCAACCUAUGUUUUUGAAUGAGUAUCUCACCUAAAAUUACACCUUAAAGUCCUUUUCGUCUCAAGACUUUUUUAAAAUCACUCCAUGCUCCUUUUAACCCUCUAGCGAUAAUUUUUCAUAUUUCACUGAACUUGAGAAAAUUUUAAGCUAAUUUUUUUCCAGAGAAAUUAAAAAAAGGGUUAAGGAACUCGGAAAUGAUGUCGUAUAGCGAAUCGGGUAGUUUUAAAAAAAUCAAAGAAAAAAAUUUGGAAAAAAAUUGAAACUUAAUUUCACUGUUUCAUCAAAAAAACUACCUUAAAUUAGCCUUUCUUAUAUUUUUCUGAUUUUCUCAAUUCCAGACGCCAGCCGUCAUCAAAAACAACGUCAUCAUUGCAUUAUUCGGUAUUUCUAUCGUUUUUUGAAAUUCCGAAUAUUGAAAGUCGAAUUUUCCAGGAAACUUUAUCAUCACCGACCCUGAUGGAAUCCACGCCAACCAAUCUGGAGCGAUUUUGGUCAAAUUCCGAGAGCAAACCAGCAAAGAAAAGGGCUAUAUCACUUUUUUCUACGCCGUUGAGGUGAGCUUUUUUUCGAAUUUGAAACAAAAUAAUUUUUUCAAGGUCGACGCCCAGGGUCAAAUCCUGAAAAAGAAGGACGAGAAUAAAUUUUCCGUCUCCGGGGAGCAGAAAUCGGGCGCUCCGAAGCAGUUUUCCAUGGUUAGUUUGAUGAAAAAAAUGCAUGAAUUUUUGUUUUUUUACAAAAGGUAAUUUUGUAGGAUCUUUAGGAAGUUACAAUUUUAGCUUUGAAAAAUGAAAAAAGUAUCUUUUUAGCUCACUUUUUUCAUAACUUCUUCAUUUUUUUUUUUGAAAAGUAUCGGUUUCAAAUUCGGCUAUUAAAAUCGUUCCUUUGGAAUCGGCAAACUUGAAAAAUAUGUUUUUCUGUUUUUUUAUGUACUCUAGUGAACAUCCCGUAGUUGCGCCCGACCUUGAGCGACUUUCCUGCUUAGCAUAGAUAAUGACACGACGCGCAAGUAGUUUAUGGUCGGUUGCGCUGAAAAAAGGGUGUUCGUUAAAAAUCGUGUAGGCUGGCCUGACGCGUCGUGUCCUGUUUUUGAGACCAAGAAUGAAGCUUGAAGGCUUUUUUUUGAACGAAUCGAUAACACGGCCUGCAAACCAAAAAGGCGGUGGGCGGAGUCAAAAUCUGUUCCCAGGUGACGUCAUGGGAACUGUAGUGGUUGCGACUUUAAAUAACAAGGCAUAUUAAAGGCGCAGGCGGUUGUUUUGUACUAGGUCCUUGAGAGGAAUUAUUCUCACUACGAAGCGCAAUUUUCUGCGCGAGAGCGUCGCAGUGCAUGCACACGACACACGACACUUUACGGAGAAGAAGUGGGCGGGGCGUCGUCGAAAAAAAUCGUUGUGAUAAACAGAAGAUAUUUGUAGUACUAUAGUCUGUGUGCCACGGCUUUAAAUUUCACCGAACGAUAUUCCGCUGUUCCGCUGCGUGCGUUUGCGAAGCGUCUUUCGAAACAAGGGAAGAAGAGAUAAUUUCAUGAGAAGAUACUGUGGGAGGAAUGAGGAAAGACAAUCGAGACAAUAUUGCUUGGAAAGGCCUUGAGUUUUAUUACUGAUCCAUCUUUCACUGCUUGACAAGCUUCAUUCCGAGUUUCCAGUCCUCUUUGGCCUUGGUUUCGACUGCCGACAAAAGCAGGGCCUACAUGGUCACACUCGAUAAGAAGCCGUACCGAACAAUUGUCGCGUUCUUCUCCAAGAUCCAUACUCCUUUCAAUUUGGCGCAUGGCCAAAUUAUCGACGUUGAAUACAACAAUGAAGGACAUGUUACUGCUGUCAAAAGCCUCAAAAAGACACUCGAAACCGUUGGAAGCCAUUUCAAGGUACUCUAACACCUGCAUAAAGGUAUAAUGAGGAAUUUUCAGGUGGAGGCCAGCUACAGGAAGGGCGUCCUCCAUUCAGAUUACUGUAGGAUUCAUAGUCAUAAAACUUUCUUAUGAAGAUUCCUUUAGACUCUUUCGAAAUCGAAGACCCGAAAGGUGUCGGAAAAUCCAAUAAUUAUGUCAUUUUUCGUACUCUCGACACGAAGGAUGACAUACACACGACGACUUUUAUUACAGUCCCAGUGAGUUCCAAAAAGAAUCACUUAAGGGAUCAAUUUCGUGUCACUUAAGGGGUUUCUGGGAGUGAGAGACAUCUUUAAGCGCUCCCAAAAUAAGUUUAAAGCCCCCUUAAGAGAUUAGAGAACGCAACCAAGUGGUCACUUCAGGAAUAGAUUUGGCAGUUUUCACUCUGGAGACUUGAAGGGGCUCUUUAAGUAGAAUUUCGGUAUUUUCUCCGCUCGCAGGUAGAGCUAAAGGGGACCCUUAAGAACACCUUCAAGACUCCCUCUUAAGUGACCACUUGAGGCCAUCUGAGCAUUAUCCAUUUAUAGAAUUUUUCUUCUAUCUCAUGUUAUUUUCAGCAACAAAACUUGAUCAAAACCAAUAAAAUUACGGCUCCUAAUCCGCUUCCAAGUCCUCUCCCCAAUCAAAUUCAUGGACCGGUUCGUGAAAUCUCCAUCGUUUCGAUUUUUUGAGUUUUUUUUAGGUUCACGACUUUGGCCAAUUGAACCAUCCACACGCCUUCCACAUGGUAAUUUUUUAAUAGUUUAAAGGAGCAUGCCAAAGUCUGAAAAAGGGUCCCAAGAAUGCGGUUUUUUUCCGCUUUAACUUAAAAGGUCAUUUUUGCGUAGCGUUUGGAAUUUCAAAAAUUUUACGACGUUUGCGUCAGAAUCCGUCAAAAAAAAAAAAUAAUGACAAAAAAACGAUAGCGGCAAAAGGAUUCGAACCUUCAUCAUAGGACUCGAAGGCUAAAACUCUAGCCACUGCACCACGCUCCUAGCUGCCGUGCAAUGGCUUGCGCCGCUGACAGAUUUCUUCCAAACAAUGUUACGUGUUCAAAAUAAAAUCUUUAAAAAAUCAUUUCUCAAAAAUUUUUCUGCGCAGAUAGCGACUAUGGGGGAUCGAUUUUUAGUACAUCAAAGAUUUUUUUAGCAAAUUAAUAGGAAUUUCUGAACUUUACCCUAACUUAUAGGAUAACGAAACUAUAAUUUUGGUGAGCUCUAUGAUAAGAUUUUGAAAAAAGAUAAGAACUUUGAUAAGUAACGACCAUAUCAAUUUGUUUUGUUAAGAAUAAUCCGCCUAUGAUGGAACCCCCGCCGUCUUAUGACGCAGUUUUCACGGGCCCAUCGAGCCGAACUCACGCGGACGCCCUUCCAAAAAAGGGAGAAACUCCUCAGAAUCAGGUAAAACACUAUUCGGAAGCUUUUCCUCAUUAAAUUCGUCUUGUAUUGUUAUUAUUGCGCCUGGAAAAACUUUUUUCAAAGCGCCAGACUUGAAACUGUUUGCGCCAAGAGGCAUAGGAGAGCAUUUAAGCAAGCCCCAAGCCAUUCCAAAUGCGACCAUUUUUUGAUCAAUCCUUGCCUCAAAUUAUCAUAAAGCUUCUAUUAGAAAAAAACCUAGCUUACUGUCUUUUCCCUGGUCCAUAAUCGCGUUCUUGAAAAUCCAAUACUUUCCUGAAAUUUCGAACCGCUAAACAAUGAGCUUUUUCAGGCUCCAACCGCUCCAAAACCAUACAAAAAGAAUGAGAAACCGGCUGAGAACAAGAAGAAACCGCGCCCCAUCGGACAAAAGUCGCAGACUCCCUCGCUAAGCCGGUCUACCUCCCAGGAUCUCCCGAACUCCUCCAAACAAGCUCCGCCCCUCCCGAAGAAGGCUCCGAAGCCGAAAAAGCUGGAGCCGGCCAUGAAAAACCUGCGAUUGUCCGGCCAAACGCCCAAACAAGGCGACUUUGACCAAGAAAAGUUCCUUUCCGCCAAAAACGCCUUCAAUUCGAUGGACCAGAAUGUCAUCGAAAAACUGAGGGACACCGACGCCUACGCCUACGAAGGCCUCCGUAAAUUCUUCAACCAAUAA